UCGUGGCUUUCAAGUGCAACCCGGAAGUAGUGUGUGCGUGGAGUGAAGGUCUUCGGCGAUGGUCGGUGUUUAGAUAACACUUCCUCGUUGUGGGCCUGAAGCUGGUGAUAAAGAUGGGCGUUAAAAUAGAGAUUUUCAGAAUGAUGUUGUAUCUGUCCUUUCCCGUGACCAUGUUCUGGAUCUCUAAUCAAGCAGAAUACUUUGAGGAAUAUGUAGUAAAGAGAAAGAGGGAGCUCUUCCCCCCUAACGAGGCACUGCAUAGGAAAGAGUUGGAGGACUUCAAAGAGCGAAUGCGUGUUCGUAAGGAGCAGAGAAUAUAUAAAAAUAUUUCUGAGGAAUCUGAGAACUGAUGAUUAUGUGUUGAAGAAAUGCAAGAUUUCUCAGUACCGAUGCAGGAUUAUUUGGGACUGUUUUUUGGAGCAAAAGAAACCUGAUUGGACUGGGGGAAUACCACAUCUCAUCAGAAGUCUGUGACCUAACUAUACAUAUGAAGCCUAAUGUUUCAUGUUCAAGUGACAUAAUAUUUGUUUAAGUGUUUGAAUGCCUGAAUAGGUGAGUUGCUGUGAUUUUGUUGUAUAAUAAAUAAUUAUUUGAAUUAGAUAUCCAGUUGGCUUUUAUAUAAUUACCAUGAUUUAUUUUUGUGAGGUACAGUGCCUAUGAAAUGUAUUUUAUUGUUGAGUUUUACCACAUUCUAUCGCAGUGGAUGUAAUUAAUCAAACUGAGCCACAGGAACAUACUGUAAUACCAAAACUUAAAAUACGUCUCCGGUUAACUGAUCUAAAUCAAGCACAAACAUUAAUCGUAAAGUAGAGGGUUGGAAAAGUAUUCGCCCCCUUGAAGCUGCAUUCAGUAGAGGCACCUGUGUUACUGCCUGGAUUUAUUUUAGUAGCAUUUGUGACAAUAAAUCUUCCCACAAGUCAGGUGCAGACUUCAGGAGGUUUUUGUCAGUGAUUUAUCUGCUUUGCUACGUUUAUUGUAGCCUCAACCUUCUCAAGUUCUCUGGGUCCUCUGCAGAUAUGCACUAGCACCACCAGCCCUCCUGGUGGUGAUAGAGCCUUUCAGAUGAGGGCUGCUGUUUCACAAAUUGAACAUAACCACAUAGAUCAUAUUUGUUCUCAUCAGACAAUUGAACAUGUUUCCACUUUAUAUCUUCUGGCAAACACUAGCUGAGUUAUUAUAUAUUUUUUAUCAAUAUAGCUCUGGUAGAAAUGCAGUGCUAUUUGUUGCAUUGCAGAGGCACUGAAUGUUUCAUUGGGAAUUGUCAGUAGAUGCCUGUAUAUUUAAAUAAAAUCACUUGUUUUACAUGUCAUACCUUGACCACACAUGAGUAUUCAACUUCUGAUGACUUAUUUGUGUAAUAAUUUAUCACUGUUGAAAUUGCAAUUACUGCGUUUGCUUAAAAAAUGAGGGUAGGUUAAAUAAAUACAAACCAUUUAACAUGAUCUUAAUAUUUAUAGGUGUAUUUUAUGCUGGGUUUUUUUCAAAUAACAGGAGCAGUAAUUUGCCUGUGUCUCCUGUUUUGUGCCUCUUCUUAAAUACGCAUAAAUAAAGACAAUU
Molecule: messenger RNA, 1557 nt
Organism: Paralichthys olivaceus (Japanese flounder)
Lineage: Eukaryota; Metazoa; Chordata; Actinopteri; Pleuronectiformes; Paralichthyidae
Gene: pet100
Product: PET100 cytochrome c oxidase chaperone
Biological process (GO): mitochondrial respiratory chain complex IV assembly
Cellular component (GO): mitochondrial inner membrane; mitochondrion
Source: RefSeq, a predicted model, not a curated record